Aspergillus melleus is the source of this 1449-nucleotide messenger RNA. RefSeq lists its product as uncharacterized. Gene Ontology annotation, biological process: regulation of DNA damage checkpoint. The transcript is spliced from 2 exons. The record is from RefSeq and is a predicted model, not a curated record. Gene Ontology annotation, cellular component: nucleus. Gene Ontology annotation, molecular function: DNA binding; protein binding. The coding region runs from base 1 to 1449 and encodes 482 amino acids. NCBI's taxonomy places the organism in Eukaryota, Fungi, Ascomycota, Eurotiomycetes, Eurotiales, Aspergillaceae.
AUGGGCAACGAGGAAAUUUCCGACUUCGAAAAGCAGCGUCUAGCGAACAUCGCCGAACGCGAUGCGCUGCUCAAGAAACUCUCGUUAGAGGCGAAAUCCGCUGGCGUCUUUGCGCCGAAAAUGUCCAAGGGCUCGCCCGGCGGAGACAAAGCCAAGUCGAAGAAAAAGGCGCCGCCCAAGAAGGUCAAGCAGGAGGCAGAGCCGGUGCUGCCCCGGCGGAUGUCCUCGCGGAUCAGGGGCAUCGCGGCGGAGAGUGAGGUUGCGAAGCGCAAGGCGGAAGAGGACCAUGCGGUGUUUCAAGAGGCGGAGAGGGCGAAGCGGCUGCGCAAGUCGGACUCGUUCUCCUUCAAUGAAAUGUUGGUGUCUGGACAGAAGCUGAGCGGCGAUGGGUUGAUCGGGGUCGACGUGGUGACGAAGGGUGUGGCAAUGCCGUAUCAGCGGACCUUUGACGAGGAGGAUAUCAAGAAGACAACGGAUAAGGACUUGAAGGCAUUGAGAGAGGAGAUGAGUGGAUUGAACCUGUGGGAGGCCUGGGAGCCUACUAGAAUCAAGAUCACCCCCGAACGAAUCUACGCCAUGACCCUUCAUCCCUCGGAGGCGAAACCACUGGUCUUCGCCGGUGAUAAGAUGGGCCACCUCGGAGUUCUGGACGCCUCCCAGGAAAAGUCCACGUCCGGUGUCAAACAAGAAGACGACGACGAGGAAGACGAUGACCCCGACCCCGUCCUGACCCAACUCAAACCACACACCCGCACCAUCAGCGCGAUGACCAUCCACCCAUCCAAACCCACGCACCUCUAUACCGCCAGCUACGACAGCUCCAUCCGAGAAAUGGACCUCGAAAAGACCACCUCUGUAGAGCGCUACGCUCCGGCCUCCACAUCCGAGGACGUCCCCAUCUCCGGUGUCGACAUGGCCGCCGACGACCCGAACUGUCUCUACUGGACGACGCUAGAAGGCGAGUUCGGACGACACGACAUGCGCACCACUUCCAAGCGCAACACCUCCUCCGUCGCCACAUGGCGUCUCUCCGAGAAGAAAAUCGGCGGCUUCUCGCUCUGCCCGACGCAGCCGCACUAUGUCGCAACCGCCAGUCUCGACCGUACCAUGCGCCUGUGGGAUCUCCGAAAGCUCUCGCACGACGACCCCAUUCCCGUCGGAGAGCACCAGAGCCGUCUGUCCGUCUCGCAUGCCGCAUUCAACAGCAUCGGACAGAUCGCAACCUCCUCGUACGACGAUACCCUCAAGAUCUACGAUUUCGGUGCCAAGGGCCUCCCCUCCUGGAAGCCCGGCCACACCCUCUCUGAUGACCAAAUGAAGCCGGAUACCGUCGUGCGACAUAACUGUCAGACGGGACGAUGGGUGACUAUGUAUGUUUCCUUCCCCCUACCCAUUACAUUCCGCCCUCCCCCUUCUCCCCUGAAAAAGAACCUCCCAAUUAACCAAUAG